Trametes versicolor FP-101664 SS1 is the source of this 1436-nucleotide messenger RNA. Its product is annotated as WD40 repeat-like protein. Gene Ontology annotation, cellular component: precatalytic spliceosome; catalytic step 2 spliceosome; Prp19 complex. Bases 93 to 1397 code for a protein of 434 amino acids. Gene Ontology annotation, molecular function: protein binding. NCBI's taxonomy places the organism in Eukaryota, Fungi, Basidiomycota, Agaricomycetes, Polyporales, Polyporaceae. The transcript is spliced from 6 exons. Gene Ontology annotation, biological process: mRNA splicing, via spliceosome. The record is from RefSeq and is a predicted model, not a curated record.
CUCGCCGUUCCCUUCUUGACGUUACUCUGCGGGACACCUCUUCGCCGUACUCCUUUGUCUAUUCUCUUGACCGUCUCACUCUGGGCUCAAGUAUGACUUCGUCACUGCCACCUCUGAAUCCCUUGCUGCAACAAUGCGGGAAGCGUACUCGGGACAUUUUCGCUGCUGGUUUGGACGAAAGUCUGCGGGAUGAGGAAAAGAGCGCGCGGAUCCGCUUGUCGGUAAAAAUGAACGACGAGUAUAAGGAAGCGAGGGAACUUCCUGGGUCGUUGCUUGCCCAGCAAGGGCCCGUGGGCCCCGCACGUCCGAAGGAGCAGCGGAAAGCGAUCACGGCCGGACCGAGCUCCGACGCCGGGCGUAUGAUCGCGCAAAUAGACAACACUCCCGUCGCCCAACCGUCUACCUUCUCUUCUUCCAGUAACCUCAGGACAGCACUCCAACUUCACAAAACCACACGAACUAUCAGGCCGACAUACCACGCCCCAUGGAAGCUUGUUCGUGUCAUCUCUGGACACUUGGGUUGGGUGCGUAGCGUCGCGGUGGAGCCAGGCAACCAGUGGUUUGCCACAGGAGCGGGUGACCGGGUGAUCAAGAUUUGGGAUUUGGCGUCGGGAGAGCUGAAGCUCUCAUUAACCGGUCACAUUUCCACCGUGCGGGGUCUAGCGGUCUCCUCCCGGCAUCCAUAUCUCUUCUCGUGCGGAGAGGACAAGAUGGUGAAAUGCUGGGACCUCGAGGCGAACAAGGUCAUUCGACACUACCACGGUCACCUGUCAGGAGUGUAUGCGCUCAGUCUGCAUCCCACCCUUGACGUUCUGGUCACUUCGGGGCGCGACGCCUCCGCUCGAGUCUGGGAUAUGCGGACGAAGGCGCAAAUCCACGUACUAGCGGGGCACACGGCGACGGUUGCGGACGUCAAGUGCCAGGAGUCGGAGCCUCAGGUCAUCACGGGUAGCAUGGACUCGACAGUCCGGUUAUGGGACCUGGCCGCGGGCAAGACCCUGACCACCCUGACGCACCACAAGAAGUCUGUGCGCGCACUCGCGAUACACCCGACGGAGUAUUCGUUCGCUUCCGCAUCUGCAGGCGGGAACAACAUCAAGAAGUGGAAGUGCCCGGAGGGCACCUUCGUCUUCAACUUCAGCGGGCAAAACGCGAUCAUUAACACGCUCUCAGUUAACUCGGAGGGCGUGUUCUUUUCUGGAGGUGACAACGGCUCGCUCUCGUUGUGGGAUUACGACACCGGCACGGCGUUCCAGACUAUGGACGACAUACCUCAGCCGGGCUCGCUCGAGGCGGAAGCGGGCGUGUUCUGCUCAACGUUCGACAUGACAGGCACGCGCUUGAUCACCGGAGGAGCGGACAAGACCAUCAAGGUAUAUGCGGAGCAAUCGCAGUAGCGCCUCAUUGCUUGUACUGUAUGCUAUGCUGUAUUGACU